Messenger RNA from Scleropages formosus (Asian bonytongue), 2671 nucleotides. It is a transcript of the gene fam161a, whose product is annotated as FAM161 centrosomal protein A. Bases 84 to 2534 code for a protein of 816 amino acids. The record is from RefSeq and is a predicted model, not a curated record. NCBI's taxonomy places the organism in Eukaryota, Metazoa, Chordata, Actinopteri, Osteoglossiformes, Osteoglossidae. Gene Ontology annotation, biological process: cilium organization. Gene Ontology annotation, cellular component: cilium. The transcript has 7 exons.
AGAGAACCCGCGGGAGCUCCGCCGUAUGAUCGACACCGACCCCGUUCGUUUCUGCCGCUCUCGAGGCAGAGCGGAAGGACCCAAUGGAGAACUCGCACCGCGCGAACGUCCUGGUGACAUCGUGCCUGAAAACGCCGGUGGAUCCGCACACCAAGGCGCCCUUAGCGCUCUACGAGCGAGAAAAGACGCUUCCGUACGCAGCGGAGCACAUGGGGCAAGGAGAGCGGCCGGAAGAGACGGAGUGUGACUCAGACUCGGAUUAUGGGGACGGAGCGGGUGAGGCCCGGAACGCAAACCCCCUGAUGAUUAAGGACUGCAGGGUGUCGGGGAACCACAUCAACCUGCGAGAGUUCUACUUUUCCAAUGAGGAGUACUACAGGAAGCUGGAGGAGCUCAAACGUGCCCACUUGCAGACCAUGGCUGAGCUAGAGGAGAUGUACCGGGACAAGAUGGACAUCAAGGGGACGGCAGCUCAAGAAAAAGAGUGCGGGAGUCCAUGCACAGCUCACAGAUUGUGCUGGACAAAGAACCACUCGGUGUCGACGAACUUGCGCAAAGCCUUCUCUGCUGCAGAGCUCAACCAAACAGCUGGCUCUGGCUUGUCUGACGCUUCGGAAGAUGGCCUGGCAGACAACUGCGGAGAGGGUGACGGGGGGAAGGGUCUUCUCCUCUCCCCCAGGGCCCAAAUCAAAAAGAUGUGGCAAGACUUCACAGUUGGCGAGUUGACUCCUCGCAGUCGCCAUCCCUCCUGCUCCUCAGUACAGAGCCAGCCUGCGGAGCAAGGCAGUGGUGCUCUCAAGGGCAAAUCCAAGAUCAGGAGGAAGAGGAAAGGUGUAGAGCAGUGCACCGAGGCCUGGAGGCCCAGGGCGACGGUGCCCAAACCGUUCCAGAUGACGGUGCGCGAGGCGGAGAAGAAGCGGACGAAGGUGAAGUCCCGCUCGGAGGUGGAGCUGGAGAACGCCCUGCUCAAGAAGCAGCUGGAGGAGCUGACGGAGUGUCAGAAGAAGUUCCGUGCCAGCCCUGCUCCUGCCCACAUCUACCUGCCUCUGUACGAAGUGGUCAGCCAAUGCAAGGAGGAGCGGCGCCACUUCUUCCGCAACCAGAACCUCAGUGUGCUGGCUGUAUCCCAGAAGCCCUUUAGCUUCCUGGAGCGGGAGCGCAAAAAGAAGGAGCUGAAGGAAGCCCAGCUCCAAGUCACGGCACCCAAGGAAGAGAAGAGGUGUUUCAAGGCCAAACCAGUGCCUCGGUCAGUGUACGACUCCACGGUGAGCGAUCGGAUCAAGGAGGACCAGCUGUAUCGCGCCAUUAGGAUGCAGAUGCGGGCCCAGGAGCUGCUCUACAGUUCCUCGAUGCCACGCAGCAUGCUGGCCAAGCGGCUGAGUGAAAAACGGAAGGAUUCGCGGGAGAGGACCGCCGAGAGGACAGCAGAGGCUGAGGCUGACUUCCGCCCCAGAAUCAACGGGGCCGUGCCCGACUUCGAUGCCAGCUACCGGAGGUUCCAGAGGCAGCUGCGGAGCAAGCGGGAUGUGAAACCCAUGACCGUCUGCGAGCCAUUCCAGCUGAGGACCUCCCAGAUCGCGUCGCAUCGGGACCGGAUCCUGGCUGACAUUGAGGCGGAGCGGACAAGCCCUCGGGUGAAUCGCUGGCCCUAUAUUGGCCCGACGAGAACCACGAGCUCCAGCCUCUGCUCAUCCCUCUCAGGCAGCCAGGAGCUCCUGCCUGCCAAAAUCACAGACGCAGCCAGAAGGCGCCAAGAGGCUGUAAGAAAGACACUCGAGCAGAGGAAGAAGGCCGAGGAAGACGAAGAGCAAUGGAGAGAGAAGCGGAGAGAGAGAGAGAGAACGCUGCAGAAACUGAUCACGAGGCGUGCUCAGGCUAAUGACCCUCACGUGGCCCUCUCCCAGACCUGCCAAACUAAACUCAAGCAGUUCAGGAAGCAGGACCUCCAGCGAAGGAAGGAGUACAGGGAGGAGAUGCAGGAGAUUCGGAACAGGGUGAAGGAGAGACCUCUGCUGCUCGAACAGGUGACGCAGAGGAAUGCCAAGCAAGCUGCGGAGAGGCGCUUCGCUGAUGCACUUCGAGGAUAUGGACUAAGUGAGGAUUUUGUCAGCCGCAAGGCACCAAAGUCACGAGGUCAACUGCAAGGUCAACUGCCAGAUGAACUACUUGAUGAGUCCCUUGGUGGAUCAUCAUGUACUUGGGAUAAACAGAGCGAUGGGGAAAAGGAUGAGGCUGGCUCUUCUGUGGGCACAGAGUCCUAUCCAGAUGACUACCCAGAAGAUUACGAAGACUUUGACGACCGAGAUCUGAAGGAAGGGCUGCAGCACGAAGAGGAAGACGAGUACGAUUAUCUGAAAAACCCAGAGGAUGCUGAGCGCAGAGCUGACCAAAGUGAGCAGGAGAGGGAAGGGGAUGAGCUCCCUGGGGAGGAAGAGGGACAAUAUUUGGGCCAGGAGGAUGGGCAAGAGAGGGAACAGUGGAAUGAUGAGGAAGAGAGCAGGCAGAGCUGUGGAGACAAUGUGAGAACCGAGUAGCAUAGAGGCAAAGACUGAAAACAAAGACGAAUCUGACUCUACUCAUCGUUUCUCACAUAACAUCUGGGCUCAGAUUCUUCCAGUAUCUUGCUCUGAAGACACAGAAAAGACACAAUUUCUCUCUUAAGUGAAUGUAA